CAAGAAAAACCGUUCGAGAUCGAGUUCGGGUUGAAUCUUGAAUUCUAAGUUGAGUGUUGAGACAGUAUUUGAAACUUUAAACUGUUGUAUGCUUGUUUUCAGUUAUUUUUGAAUUGCUCUAACAUUUUUGUAACUAGUUAUUUCACUAUGAAUAAAAGUGAAGGGUUUGAGUUUAAUGCACCGCAAUUCUUAGACUUCAACGCCGAUUUGAAUGAAAGUGAUGGAGCAGAUACAUUUUUUGAUGUUGAAUCUGAAGUACCAUCUCAGAAGGAUGAAAAUAAAGAAAAUAAAUCUGAAAAUUUGGAAACCAUCCGGAUCAAAGAAGAAAUUGUCACACCUCCACAGGUUGCCAAAAACAGUAGUCAUGCAGGAAAUACCCCUACAGUGAAAUCAAUCAAGAAGGAGCAAGUUAGUGAGAAAAAGAGAGAAAUUAAGCUUGCUGUACGCAGACUCUCUGUUAUUAACAAACCACUCUUACCUGUCGCUAAAGUGGAGCCAUUUGCUGUAGUGGGAGAAAAACUUAGUGAUGAUAUGAAGAAGUUGUCAGUGAAAGCUAAAAAACGCACAUACUUUGACGGAAUAGAGAUUGACUUGCAGGAAGAGAAACAACACACAAUGACUACCAGAACAGACCAGGCAAGGAAAACACCAACAAUAGGACUGCGUACACGAGUGGUCAACAAAUCCAUGGGAGGACUAAAUCGGAAACGCAAGUUUACAUUUGGUGAAUGUGAAGCUCCUAUUAAAUAUAUGGCUAUGGCUGAACAGAUUCUUCAUUUCCAGAAGGAUACACCUCCGCGUUUCCAUACAUCAAAGCGCCGUUCCUCAGGUAUCCAUGGUGACAGAUUCAAAGCUCGACAGUCCUACAAUCCUCGAAGGACUAUAGCUAUGACUCCCAAACUAUUGACAUCGAAGCGCAGCCGGCCCGUGGACCUUCCAUCUCAAGAGGCGAGGGAGGAAAUGGAACUGCUUGAGAUGAAAAAACAUCAGGUGAAAGCGAUGCCUUUGAAUGACAAAGUUCUGCAACCACCAAAACCAAUUCAAAAAUCUGAAAAAGCGACCACUGUACCAGACCCAUUCAAUUUGACACAAGUCUUUAAAAAGGCUGAGGAACACGAGAAUGUAAACCAAUUUGAUUCAACUGAAGACUUAAACUUGUUGCCUACUGAUGAGGAAGAGGUCAAGGAUAUUAUUCAUGAGCCUGCACCAAAAUUGGCUGAGGAGGAACCAUUUAGAUUUACAGCUAGGCCAAUGCCAAAAGUCAUUUAUGAGAAGCCAGUUGGUGUCGGGCAGAAGCAGGAACUGCCCAUCACCAUCCCAGCAUCACCAGCCAUCACCAAGUCUGCAAGAUUCCAGAAGACCAUUAGAGUACCUACGCUCUCCAAUGACAACAGAGUGAGCGUAGAAGAUUUGACCAGCUUAGGAGUGCCUUGUAAGUUUACAUCAUUGAAGUCUACAGAAGUAAAGCCUUUCAGCUUUGAACGUAGAGAUAAAGAAUUGAGAGAGAAGAAGGAAAAGAAAAUCCAAGAGAUUUUGGAGGCUGAAAAGAAGGCGAGAGAUUUUAAAGCGACUCCAGCUCCUUCAUUUGAGCCUCCUAAGGAAAUCAUUAGACUAACAAGGAGCUCAAUGCUUGACAGUUCAAAAUCUUCAGUUAUGAGCAUGACAGAAGAGAGUCACCAACCUUUCAAAGCUCGGUCUCCAAAAGUAUUGCGAAAGGCUCCUUUCAAGCCAAGCUUACAGCCCACGCAUUCCCAACCUCUGGAUAUUCAUCUUCACACGGAGCGGCGACUGGCAGAACGACAAGAAUUUGAGAUGAAACAAUAUCUUAAAGAGGAGGAAUUAGCUAUCAUGCGUGAACAGAAAGAGAUGGAAAGGAGAGAGAAGGAGAAAGAAGAAAUAGCAAGACUUCGCCAGGAGACAGUUCACAAGGCUCAGCCUAUGCCAAAGUUCAAGGUUCCACCAAAGCGUUCACCCUCCAAGAUGCCCCUGACAGAUCCCAAGAGUCCCCGGUUCACUAGCCGUAAACGUGCUGAUAAACCUUGUGUCAAACCAAAAUAAACAUAAGCUCUAUAUCAUUUGCAAACUAUUUUAUCUUUUAUUUUGUAUUUCAGUUAUAUAAUGUUUCAUAUUUUUACCUUUGAAACCUCUUUUUACAUUGUAACUUUCACUAUUUAUAUUAUUUUUAAUUAUAGAACUAUAAAAUGUAUUUAUGUUAAAUUUUAGCAUAAAUUAUAUUGCUAGUAUUAACAAAUAAGGGACUAUUUAUCACAUACCGUCUAGAAAUAUAUUUUUAUUGGUAUUAUAAUGCUUUGGACAAAGAAAGCUUGAAAAGUGAGAUUAAAAUAUGCUUGAAACAUUUAAUAAACUUAUUUUUUAUGUUAAAA
Messenger RNA from Homalodisca vitripennis (glassy-winged sharpshooter), 2384 nucleotides. RefSeq names its product targeting protein for Xklp2-like. The transcript has 11 exons. Gene Ontology annotation, biological process: regulation of mitotic spindle organization; activation of protein kinase activity. The coding region runs from base 148 to 2058 and encodes 636 amino acids. Gene Ontology annotation, cellular component: spindle; microtubule. The record is from RefSeq and is a predicted model, not a curated record. NCBI's taxonomy places the organism in Eukaryota, Metazoa, Arthropoda, Insecta, Hemiptera, Cicadellidae.